GGGCCAUCAGGUGAUACGCUAGCGGGUGACUUGAUACAUAUUUGAUAUAUCUUGAUAUACCCUCGAGUAUGGUAUCAGUGUCGAAACGGGUCACAAGCAGUGCAGCCUUGUUUGCGACACGACAAUAUAUAUUCUCUUCGCCGUUUACCGGACUUUCCAAGAUGGCGGCCCCAACCCCUCGCUUCACACUCUACAUGUCGGGCACAUCCUACUUCGCCCAGAAGGUUAUGAUGGCGUUCUUCGAGAAAAACGAACCAUUUGUAGAAAAGUUGGUGAACCAACGUGCAGAUGACAACUACGAGAGCUGGUACAUGAAGCUAAACCCGCUAGGGAAGGUUCCAAUUUUAGAAGACCGGGGGAAGAUCAUUCCCGAAUCUGACGACAUCAUCGACUACCUUGACAAGGAAUUGCCCAAAGCACCACGCCUUGUGCCUGAUCCGUCGACAGACCUAGGCCGGGAGGUGGCGCACUUCAGGAAGCUGCUGAACUUCAGCGUGGGCAUCAUACUCUACGGCCUCGCCUACAACCCCCACCUCUCUCCCGACUACACCGCGGCAAAGACACGGGAAGAGCUAGAUGAAAUGAUUGCUGGCCAAAUUGCAAAGCUGGAGAAACUUGCCACUGAAAACCCCGAUCUGAGAGACGCCUACCUCGCCAAGAUUCCGCCAUUGCAGCAGAGGAAGGAAAUGUGUAUGCUAGGUUCACUGUCGUGUGAUCCGUUCCGAACGCCACGAGUGGCCAUUCGAGUUGAGGAGGAUGACAACGUGACAUUUGCAGUAUUACUGUAUGCUUAUAUUAUCGCCAGAGAGAAAGAAGACGAGCAGCAGCUACAACUCCAACCACAAAGGGCCAGGGGAGCUGCAGUCAGGCACUUCUUGGUGCGACCAUGCAUAUGGCUCUCAGAGGAGAUGAGACAACCGUUUGGUGAGUUCUACAGCCUCCUAGACACCCAUUUGAGGCUGGAGGAUCCAGUAGCGUUCCAAAACUACACAAGGUUAACACCAGAGCGCUUCGAUGAAGUCUUACAGAGGGUGACCCCGAUGCCCUUCUUCAUCCUCAAGGGGAGGAGCCUUCGCAAUCAAAAACUACCUUAUGGAGCCAUACAGCAGAAGAAGGAUGUCAGGAAGGAGAGGAUUUUCAACUACGGACUGUUAAGAGCAGAAGCCCAAAACUGUGAUCCUGGAAUAGAUUCAGAUGUGGAGGCGGCAUUUUCUUACUUAAUGUCAGGUACCCCCGGUGAGACGUGGUUGCUGUCUAGCGACUUGACGGCGGCGGAUAUUUCCCUGGCUGUGCUUCUCCGACGUGUGUCACUGAGUGGCCUGGCCUCCCUCUACUUCUCCCCCACCCAGAGGCCGGCACUACACAAGUACUGGCUGCGGCUGCAGACUCUCCCCGCCUACUGCAAGCUGGGCGACAUCGCCGUCAAGUACGGCGUCAAGGCAUAGUCACGUGUACAACCAACAUGAUGGCACAACCAACAUCAUGGCACAAACAACAUCAUGGCACAAACAUGCCAUGUGCUAAGGCUGUCGAAAUGUCUCUUAAGACAUUGAAUAAACCACAGGUGUUUUAAAAAUAAAAAUCUGGAAUUUUGCAA
Haliotis rubra (blacklip abalone) is the source of this 1597-nucleotide messenger RNA. RefSeq lists its product as uncharacterized. Lineage: Eukaryota; Metazoa; Mollusca; Gastropoda; Lepetellida; Haliotidae. Bases 69 to 1445 code for a protein of 458 amino acids. Gene Ontology annotation, cellular component: mitochondrial outer membrane. The record is from RefSeq and is a predicted model, not a curated record. The transcript has 7 exons. Gene Ontology annotation, biological process: mitochondrial fission; mitochondrial fusion.